Molecule: messenger RNA, 1020 nt
Organism: Naegleria fowleri
Lineage: Eukaryota; Heterolobosea; Eutetramitea; Acrasida; Naegleriidae
Exons: 2
Coding region: 1-1020 (339 amino acids)
Biological process (GO): tRNA-type intron splice site recognition and cleavage
Cellular component (GO): tRNA-intron endonuclease complex
Source: RefSeq, a predicted model, not a curated record
AUGAACGUAAUGGCCACUCAAAUUAUUACUAUUGGAAAAAUUGCUAGAAAAGAUAUUUCAAUUGGAGAAUUUAUUCCCGAGGAAAAUGCAGUGAAAACUAUUCAAAUGAAAGGUAAAAUUGGCUCUGAUAUGGGAUUUACUAUCCGAAAAGAAAAUCUUUGCGAGCGAAUACGAAAGAAUCCAACUGUUUAUGUUGAGGGUCUCGAUGAAAAACUGAUCAUUAGACAAGAUUCAGAAAAUGCUUUUCGUUUCUUGCAUAUUGAAGAAGCCCUCUAUUUAAUAGAUGUUGGAUCUCUUAUUUUAAUUGUUGAGAAAGAACCCUAUCAAUUGUGCCAUUUGGAAAUUCAGGAAAAAAAGUUAUUGAGGCUCGUAAUCACUUCAAAGCAACAAAACAAAGCUAAUUCUCGAGUAUUGUGGAGUACGUUUGAAUGGUUUUCACAGCAAACAGCGAACGACGAGUUUCAUGAUGCUAUUUCACCUCUCAUUUACAAUCUUGAAUUGAAGGAUGAACAAUUAUUGGAACAACAACAAUUAUUUAACACUCUGAAUAUUAUCAAGUGUGGAUUAUGCAGUUAUUCUUCUCCUAUGCGCGAUGUGAUGAACACAACAACAUCAGCAGACUCCUCUUCAUCAACCGAUAUGAUGGAUUUUUCAACACACAGCACUGAGGGCACUAUAAAAGCAUUUGAACCAAUCAUGUUCGACGUAUGGAAACCUGGUGUCAGCCUUAAUGACUCUCCUUCCAUGAUUAUUAUUGUAACUUCUUUUUCCAACAGCACUGUUCCUACCAUUAAUGAUAUUUUCAAAGUGAGCGAACAAGGUGCACGCUUCAACCAAAUUCCAAUUUUCCAUUGUGUGAUUGGUGAAAGUGGCUCUGUGAUGUUUAUGAAUUUAUGUCCAUGCGAAAUUGAGAAUUUGUUACUGACACCUCUAAUGCCCUCUCAAGCAACAAGUGACACCACUACGACGAUGACGACAAUGUUACCCAGUGAUCACACGGACCAAUAUAAUCGAGAAUGA